Chelmon rostratus (copperband butterflyfish) is the source of this 1141-nucleotide messenger RNA. It is a transcript of the gene lyve1a, whose product is annotated as lymphatic vessel endothelial hyaluronic receptor 1a. Gene Ontology annotation, biological process: cell adhesion. Gene Ontology annotation, cellular component: plasma membrane. NCBI's taxonomy places the organism in Eukaryota, Metazoa, Chordata, Actinopteri, Chaetodontiformes, Chaetodontidae. The coding region runs from base 76 to 924 and encodes 282 amino acids. The record is from RefSeq and is a predicted model, not a curated record. Gene Ontology annotation, molecular function: hyaluronic acid binding; transmembrane signaling receptor activity. The transcript has 6 exons.
CUCACAGACACAUAAAAAGUGCAAGACUUUGUCAUCCUCUGCAUUCAUCCGUCUCUGCUCGGAUCAGUCGUGAAUAUGAUCUGGCUUUGCAUCACAUUGGUGUUGUCAAUCACUCGGGUCAUCUCUGAUCAAAAUAUUGACAGAAGCCACAUCAGAGUUUUCCCUGCAGAGAACCAAAGUGUUGCUGGAGUAUUCCAGGUUAGCUACUUAAAUGACCACAACCAGCCUCAGUAUGCAUUCAACGCCUCUGAAGCUCGGAGACUCUGCUUGUCGUUCGGGGUGAACAUUGCCUCAAAAGCACAAGUAAAAGAAGCUCUCACUAGAGGUUUAGAAACAUGCAGGUUCGGAUGGAUUGAUGAACAUUUUGCAGUCAUUCCUCGCAGCAAGGCCCUUUCUAACUGUGGCCAAAACCAGACGGGCUUGGUGACGUGGCGAGCCUCUGUUACACAAAAGUUUGAUGUGUUUUGCUAUAAUGAAUCAGAUGCGGCGACACAAUUGAAGGAUACAACAACCGAUAGCCCUUUGAGCAGCAGCCAUUACUCAGGACAAACUCAGUCUCCCUCUAAGGCAGCCAGCUCCACCCAGAACAUGCACUCUUCGUCUUCCUCCACCCUUCUUCCUUCUUCCUCUCCAACUCCUGAAACCAUGGACAGCGAGGCAGAACCAGUCCGGUUUGUCGGCAGAGCACAAGGCUCUACUGGAGGAAGGGCUAUACUCAUCACCUCAACUUGUGCCCUUCUUCUUAUUGCAAUGAUCGUCCUUGUGUACAUAGCAAUGAGAAGGAGUCAUGUUCUGAGCUCUGACAGGAAGCCGCAGCAAGAGUACAUCCAGACAGAAGAGUGGACGUGUGUGAAGAAUAUAAAGGAAACUAAGACAGCUGCUCAGGAACAUGAGAGGAUAGAAGUGGACGACAAUUCGAGUUAAACAUUAUUCAGAUGAGAUAUUUUUAAGAAGCACUCCACGGACAACUGCUGAGUAAUACUCUACUAUAAGGACAAAGAUGUGUCUCUUGUGUACUUUGUGCUUUAGUGUGAAAGUAAUGUAACAGAAUGGCGGUAAAAGUGCAUUUAUUUUUGUAUACUCGUGUGUUUGAAGUAUUUUCUGUCAUCUGAUGUUAUUAAAUGAUGUAUUUUAGCCACUA